GUUUGCUUCGUCUGCUACGCCUUCCUCUCAACUUUUUCCCUUCGUCUUCCACCAUCUGCUUCCCCGUGGAAGACCGCUGCGAUCAUUGUCUUCGCAGGCGGGGAUUAUUCUUUCCAAUUUCCAUUUUUCCUUCUUUUUGCUUCCUUUUUGGGGCUUGGUACCCAGCAAUUGCCAAGAUGGGAACGGGAAAGAAGGAGAAGGCCCGCAUGCAGCGGGAGGGCAAGGUGGCGGGCGACCCCAAGGUCAAGGGCGAGAAUUUCUACCGCUCGGCCAAGAAGGUCAAGACCCUGAACAUGUUCAAGGAAGGCAAGGCCAUCCGAAACAGGGAGGGCAAGAUUGUCAAGGCCGCCUCGUUUCAGAGCAAGGAGGUCCCCAAGGCCGUCAUCGAGCCGAACCGGCGGUGGUUCAACAACACCAGAGUCAUCUCUCAGGACACGCUCAAGUCGUUCCGGGAGGCCAUUGCCGAGAAACAGAAGGACCCAUACACUGUCCUAUUGAAAAGCAACAAGCUCCCCAUGAGCUUGAUUCGGGACGGUCCCAGCCUCCAGGACGGGCUCAAGAAGCACCGGGCGAAGAUGACGAUCGAGAGCGAGCCCUUCGCCGAGACCUUCGGCCCUAAGGCCCAGAGAAAACGGCCGAAGCUCAGCUUCAACACUGUCGACGAGCUUGCCAGCCACAGCGAACAGAGCCUCGACUCCUACCAGACUCGUCUGGAGGAGAUCAAGCUGCUCAACGGCGCGGCCGGGUCUGCAGCCGUGGAUGGGGAUGCGCCGGUGGAGGAGGACUUCAGUGUCGCGACGGCCAAGGAGGCCAUCUUCAGCAAGGGGCAGUCCAAGCGCAUCUGGAACGAGCUGUACAAGGUGAUUGACUCUUCAGACGUCAUUCUCCACGUACUAGACGCCCGCGAUCCGCUUGGAACAAGAUGUCGGCACGUGGAGAAGUAUCUGGCUGCCGAAGCCCCCCAUAAACAUCUUGUUUUCGUGUUGAAUAAGAUCGACCUGGUCCCCUCUAGCACGGCCGCCGCCUGGAUUCGCGUGCUUCAGAAGGACCAUCCCACCUGUGCCAUGAGGUCUAGCAUCAAAAACCCCUUUGGGCGUGGCUCCCUUAUCGAUCUCCUCAGACAGUUUAGUGUCCUGCACAAGGAACGGAAACAAAUCAGUGUGGGCCUGAUCGGCUAUCCGAAUGUCGGCAAGUCGAGCAUCAUCAAUGCGCUGCGCGGCAAGCCGGUUGCCAAGGUUGCGCCCAUUCCCGGCGAGACCAAAGUGUGGCAGUAUGUCACGCUGAUGAAGAGGAUUUAUCUGAUCGACUGCCCCGGCAUUGUGCCACCAAACCAGAAUGAUACCCCGCAGGAUCUCCUCCUUCGCGGCGUCGUCCGUGUCGAGAACGUGGAGAACCCAGAGCAAUACAUUCCUGCUGUUUUGAGGAAGGUCAAAACACACCAUAUGGAGAGGACAUACGAGCUCAAGGGCUGGAAAGACCAUAUGGAGUUUCUCGAACUCUUGGCCAGGAAAUCUGGAAGACUACUCAAGGGCGGCGAGCCGGACGUCGACGGCGUCGCCAAGAUGGUGCUUAAUGACUUCAUGCGAGGCAAAAUUCCCUGGUUCACGCCCGCUCCUGUGGUUGAAGGAGGAGACGAGACCGUCAUUGAGGGCAGGCAAGGCCGCCUCGGCGAGAUGCCGAAGAAGCGGAAACGUGACGAGAACGAGAGCGUCGCGGACACUUCGCUAGCCGGGUCAACCGUGGCGGCCGAGGAAGAGGACGAGGUGUCGGAGCAAGAAGACGAGGACUUUUCGGGCUUCUCGAGUGAUAGUGACUCCGAGCCAGGAGACAGGCCCGAGGCAGCGGCCCCAGGAGACGGUGCGGAAGAUAUGAUACCCCUGGAUGACACGAGCGACGAAGAGGAUGACGAGGAAGAAUCUGAAGGGUCCGAAGAUGAAGAUGACCCAGAAGAGGGCAGUGAGGGUGAGAGCGGCAGCGACUCUGAUGUCGACGUCGAUGGGGCGAGUGACAUCCUCCCAUCGGACGAUGAGCCAGAGCCGCCCGCUUCAAAGAAGCGGAAGAAGGCUAGGUAGUUGCCGCAGCCCAUUACUCGGAAAUGGAGGUACGAGGCGCUGGGCACAGCCUCGGAGAUACCCGUUGCCCUU
Messenger RNA from Thermothielavioides terrestris NRRL 8126, 2144 nucleotides. RefSeq lists its product as uncharacterized. Gene Ontology annotation, molecular function: GTP binding. The record is from RefSeq and is a predicted model, not a curated record. Gene Ontology annotation, cellular component: nucleolus. The coding region runs from base 177 to 2072 and encodes 631 amino acids. NCBI's taxonomy places the organism in Eukaryota, Fungi, Ascomycota, Sordariomycetes, Sordariales, Chaetomiaceae. The transcript has 5 exons.